Molecule: messenger RNA, 2316 nt
Organism: Sus scrofa (pig)
Lineage: Eukaryota; Metazoa; Chordata; Mammalia; Artiodactyla; Suidae
Gene: FUT2
Product: fucosyltransferase 2 (H blood group)
Biological process (GO): carbohydrate metabolic process
Cellular component (GO): membrane
Molecular function (GO): galactoside 2-alpha-L-fucosyltransferase activity
Source: RefSeq, marked provisional
GGUGCUGGAAGGUUCGAGAGAUUCAGAGAGAGGAGUCGACCCGAGGGGAGGGAGCCUGCUGAGCUGCCAGCAGCGCCACUUUGCCUUCCAGCCAGAACCAGCCAUGCUCAGCAUGCAGGCAUCUUUCUUCUUCCCCACGGGUCCCUUCAUCCUCUUUGUCUUCACGGCUUCCACCAUAUUUCACCUUCAGCAGAGGAUGGUGAAGAUUCAACCCACGUGGGAGUUACAGAUGGUGACGCAGGUGACCACAGAGAGCCCCUCGAGCCCCCAGCUGAAGGGCAUGUGGACGAUCAAUGCCAUCGGCCGCCUGGGGAACCAGAUGGGGGAGUACGCCACCCUGUACGCGCUGGCCAGGAUGAACGGGCGGCCGGCCUUCAUCCCGCCCGAGAUGCACAGCACGCUGGCCCCCAUCUUCAGGAUCACCCUCCCGGUCCUGCACGCCAGCACGGCCCGCAGGAUCCCCUGGCAGAACUACCACCUGAACGACUGGAUGGAGGAGCGGUACCGCCACAUCCCGGGGGAGUACGUGCGCCUCACGGGCUACCCCUGCUCCUGGACCUUCUACCACCACCUGCGCACCGAGAUCCUCCGGGAGUUCACCCUGCAUAACCACGUGCGCGAGGAGGCCCAGGAUUUCCUGCGGGGUCUGCGGGUGAACGGGAGCCGACCGAGUACCUACGUGGGGGUGCACGUGCGCCGGGGGGACUACGUGCACGUGAUGCCCAACGUGUGGAAGGGCGUGGUGGCCGACCGGCGGUACCUGGAGCAGGCCCUGGACUGGUUCCGGGCUCGCUACCGCUCCCCCGUCUUUGUGGUCUCCAGCAACGGCAUGGCCUGGUGUCGGGAAAACAUCAAUGCCUCGCGCGGCGAUGUGGUGUUUGCCGGCAAUGGCAUCGAGGGCUCCCCCGCCAAAGACUUCGCGCUGCUCACGCAGUGUAACCACACUGUCAUGACCAUUGGCACGUUCGGGAUCUGGGCCGCCUACCUUGCUGGUGGAGAGACCAUCUACCUGGCCAAUUACACGCUCCCGGACUCUCCCUUCCUCAAACUCUUUAAGCCCGAGGCAGCCUUCCUGCCCGAGUGGAUUGGGAUCGAGGCAGACCUGUCCCCACUCCUUAAGCACUGAUGUCGGCUGGUCCUCGGCUCCCCAUUCUUCUUUUCUGGCUCCCCCCAAGAUCACUUCCAAGGCACAGGGAGCACACAUUGUUCCAUGUUCCAAGUCACUUCCCUCUUGUAUCAUAAUGCUUCCAGCUACAAGCAACAAAGUCCCAACUAACUUGUGUAAAUAACAUGUUUGUGUAUCUCACACCACAGGGCCCAGAGGUGGUGCAUCUCCAGGGUUAGUUACUUUAGUAACUGAAAAAUGUCGUCAGUGACCCCAGCUCCAUCCAUCUGGUUGGGCUGCCAUAAUGUCUUAAAUCAGCUCCGACACGGUCCUCCUGGCCCCGAGAGGCUGCCACAUUCCCAGGUGUCCCACACAGAUAACCUCUUCCCAGCGCAGCAAAGAGAGAUCUGCGCUUAAGUACCUUUUGAAGAAUGUGGGAAACCUUCCAAAACCUCCAGCAACUGGCCCCAUGUCUCAUUGGCCAGAACUGUGUCAGAUGACCACAUGACCCCUUCCAUGGCAUGACGAAUGAGACCCUGGGAUCGGCUUAGCCUCAGGUCAAUAAAUCUUUGCCCGCUGCAGCUGGGGAGUAGAUCAGCCUCCUCCAAAGGACAUGAUGGCUUGCAGAAACAAAAGUGGGGUGUUCUUACCAAGGAGGAAGGGAGGCAGGGCUGUAGGAUGCAAAACAGAGAAGCCCUGAAUUGCUGUGCAGGUUGGUCAUACACAAAGGCACCUGGCCAGGGAGGCAAGUGGGGCUUAAAUAGAGCCCCAGUCUGUUCGCCAAGCCACGUGUCCUUGGGACUCAGGCUCACUUUUUUCUAGUUAGUCCACCCAGAGCAGGGACCUUUUUUCCAGUUUUGACAAGAUAGCCGUAUUGGCUAGGAGUUAAUGUGAAGCCUAGACCAUGUGCUCCACCUCUACAACCCUGGCUUCCGGUGCCCGUGAUGAUUAUCCUUGCGAACUGAAGCCAGGGAGGUCCUGUUGUGGCUCAGCAGUUAAAGAACCUGACUGGCAUCCAUGAGAACGAGGGUCCAAUCCCUGACCUCACUCCGUGGGUUAAGGAUCUGGCGUUGCCGUGAGCUGUGGUGUAGGUUGCAGACGUGGCUCAGAUCUGGCAUUGCUGUGGCUGUGGUGUAGGCCAGCAGUUGUAGUUCCGAUUCAACCCCUAGCUUGGGAACCUCCAUAUGCUGCAGGUGUGGCCCUAAAAGAAC